Molecule: messenger RNA, 837 nt
Organism: Exophiala dermatitidis NIH/UT8656
Lineage: Eukaryota; Fungi; Ascomycota; Eurotiomycetes; Chaetothyriales; Herpotrichiellaceae
Product: 3-oxoacyl-[acyl-carrier protein] reductase
Exons: 1
Coding region: 1-837 (278 amino acids)
Molecular function (GO): oxidoreductase activity
Source: RefSeq, a predicted model, not a curated record
AUGACAUCCACAUCAACCCGUCCAAACAAAUACACGUCCAAGCUGGCUGGGACAUCGGUCCUCGUCAUCGGCGGCACAUCAGGCCUGGGCUACGGGGUAGCGGAAGCGAUGAUCGAACACGGCGUGGCGAAGCUAUAUGUCUCGUCGUCACGCGAGGAGAAAGUGGCAUCGGCGGUGGACCGGCUCAAUGCUGUCGCCGAAGCUGUGGCCAAAACGAACACAUCGACAACACCCACAAACACUGUGACUGUCACAGGACUCGCAUGCGACCUGUCGAGCGAAGCGACGCUCGAAUCCAACGUGCAGAAACUAUUUGGGCAGAUCAACCACAAGCUCGACCACAUCGUCUUCACGGCCGGCGACGCCCUGGUGCCACUGCCACUGGACCAAGUGACCGUUGACACGGCCAAGCAGACCGGAAUGGUCCGGUUCUUUGGAGCCAUCAUGGUUGCGAAGCACGGCGCCCCCUUGCUCAACCCGGGUCCAGCAUCGUCCAUCACCUUCACCACUGGGGCAACGGCGGAAAAGCCCAUGGGGCCGGGCUGGGCGGUCAUGUCGGGGUAUGCAAGUGGUCUGUUUGGGCUGGUUCGUGGACUGGCGCUGGAGUUGAAACCCAUCAGAGUCAAUCUUGUCAGUCCUGGUGCCGUCUACACUGAGCUCUGGGAUACCAUGGCCCGCGACAACAAGGCGCAGCUUUUGGCCGAGUAUGCCAAGAAACAGGCCACUGGCAGAGUUGGCGCUGUCGAGGAUGUGGUUGAGAGUUAUUUGUUCUUGAUCAAGGAUAAGAACGCGACGGGCACGGUGGCCAGGUCGGAUGGUGGUUCUUUUCUCCUGUAG